UAGAAAUUGUUUUCAUUUAACGAUUUAGUAGCGCGCUAAUAUGAAUUUGUAGUAUAUAACUAUUUAUCCACAAUAAUCAACCUUUGAAGAUAAAAAGUAGAAUGGAUACGGUUGGCAAAUUGGAGGAAGAAGCCCUUAAACGCAAGGAACGGUUAAAGCAUCUAAAACGUAAGCAAGAAACCAGCAACAGUGAAUCAAACCAGAUAGCCGAGUCCAUCCCAAAGCCAGUUUUUCGUAAUUACCGCCCGGAAAGCGAAGAAAUCAAAGAAAAUGCGAUCGAAGAAGUAUCUCCCAUAGAUCUGGAAACAGAAAUAAGUUCUCAGCUGGCUAUGAUGAAGGCUCCUAUUGUAAUAGAAGAUAUCGACAUAGCCAAUCUAGCACCAAGGAAACCUGACUGGGACUUGAAGCGAGAUGUUUCGAAAAAACUAGAGAAACUGGAACGACGGACACAAAAAGCGAUAGCAGAAUUGAUUCGUGACCGCCUAAAAGCGGGUCAGGACGAUAUAUUGCAAGCAGUGAACGUCGCAUCAGCGUCUAUCACUUCCGCUAAUAACGAGGAUGAAUAAAAAGACGGGAAAACCACAUUUAUAAACAUGAUUAUUUUACAUACAAAUAUUUAACUAGCUGUACAAUUGAAAACAAAUUUGUCAUCAUUCUAUCCGAUUUUGC
This is a messenger RNA of Malaya genurostris, 669 nucleotides long. Its product is annotated as coiled-coil domain-containing protein 12. Lineage: Eukaryota; Metazoa; Arthropoda; Insecta; Diptera; Culicidae. Gene Ontology annotation, cellular component: U2-type spliceosomal complex; post-mRNA release spliceosomal complex. The transcript is spliced from 2 exons. The record is from RefSeq and is a predicted model, not a curated record. The coding region runs from base 102 to 566 and encodes 154 amino acids.